CCGGCGUUUGCGCGUGUGUGUCGGUGUGUCAACCCGCAGCAGCCUCCUGCGACAUUUUGCUUUUUUCCAAAGCGUUUUUUCCUGUCGACCUGGAAGGCACCCCGAAAAACGUUCCGCAAACGAUUGGGCGGAAGUUUUCCUGGUGAAAAGAUUUUGCUGGUGAAACUGCGCUCAAACUGUGGGCCCCGAAUUUGAUUCCGCGCUCCGAGAUGGCAGGCGGUUCCGGCACGAAGGUGGUCCAGAUCACCAACAUUGCCCCGCAGGCGACCAAGGACCAGAUGCAGAGUCUGUUUGGCCACAUUGGGAAGAUUGACGAGAUUCGGCUGUACCCGACGAUCCGGGACGUGUCCUGUCCGGUGGUGUCCCGGAUUUGCUACGUCAAGUUCUUUGAGACGAGUUGCGUGGCGGUGGCCCAGCACCUGACCAAUACGGUGUUUAUCGAUCGGGCGCUGAUUGUGAUUCCGGUGCAGGGUGGAUUGAUUCCGGAUGAGUACAAGGCGCUGGAGAUGGCCGCCAACGGGACGCUGGUUCCGGGGCUGCACAACAUCGACGGGCCGUGCAAGCUGCCGCCGGAGGUGGUGAACCGCAUCGACGGAAUGGUUCCGAACCAGGUCGUUAAAACCAUCGAUCCGAAGCUGGACGAGAACAAUCUGCCGGAGUAUCCGCCACUGCCGGUCAAUUUUGACGCUAAAAAGAUCGAGGAGACGCGCCGUACCCUGCUCGUGCUGGACGUCAAGUCGGACUGGCGCUUGGAGGAUUUAAUGGACCACUUCAAGGUGGCCGGCGAGAUCAAGUACGCUCGGUUUGCGGACAACGAACGAACACGGUACGCCCUGUUGGAGUUUUGCGAGCAAAAAAGCAUCAUUUUGGGGCUCAAGAUGCAGGGCUCGGAGUUCCGCGGGUACCGGCUGAGUGUGCACCAUUCGACGCAACCGAUCGUGAAGCCGGAAGCGAAGAGCAACGAGGCGGCCCAGAAGGAGAUCGAAGAGGCGAUGUCAAUUGUGAAGGAAGCUCAGAGUAUGAUCUCCGCCGCGAUCGAUCCGGUCAUCGGAAUGCUCAGCAAGGACAACAAGAGCUCGAGCCGGCAUCGUUCGCGCACCAGGUCUCGCUCCAAGGAGCGACGUUCGAGGUCGUACUCUUCCCGGAAGCGCUCAAAGUCACGUUCCAAGCGAUCCAGGUCCCGCAAACGGUCACGCAGCCGCUCACGAAGCCACUCCUCCCGGAAGCGGUCCCACUCGAAGCGCUCUCCCUCGAGAAACAAACGCAGCCGCUCUCGUUCGAGGGACCGCCGCAAGCGCUCCAAGUCGCGUCAUCGUAGCCGGUCGCGUUCUCGUGAUCGUCGCAAGCGUUCCCACUCGAGGAACCGCUCGCGUUCUCGGGACCGCCGUAAUCGCAGUCGCGAUCGUAAAAAGUCGCACCGCAGCAAGGACGAACGGCGGCGUCGCUCGCGUAGCCGGUCCCGAAGCCGCAAGCGCUCGACUUCGCGCAGUCGCAGCAGCCGCAGCACCAAGGAAACGUCUUCGCGAUCCUCUAAAAAGGACCGCAAGAGCCGCUCCCCGGACAAGCGACUGAAGAAGAUCCUAGAGGAAAGCGUCAGCCGAGAUUACGACGCCGAGGAGCGCAUCGGAGGAGACGAGGACAAGGUCGUCUCACCGCCACGGUCUGCAGCAGCAGCAGCAGCAGAUUCAACCCUAGCCCCGCCGCCUCCGGCACCACCGGCAGAAGCGGAUCUUCCGGCGCCAGCACCGGUCGUGGCCCGUGAAAAGACCGCUAGCCCCACGACGGAAAAGUCGGACAACAUGGACAUUUCCAACUCGCCGUAGGUUCACAAAAAAAAAAAUACUGUUCGGGAUUUGUCUGAUUGCUUUUUACGAUUGAUUGUAAACUUCUAUCCAAUGUCUCUUGAAUGUAGUGUGCGCGAGGUCCACGAUUCCGAGUGGAUUCUCUCCUUCUUUUGAAAAACUUUCAUAAUUGUAACCGAUUGGAAAAUGAAACCUAGAUUUGGAAAUCUACCGCAAA
Molecule: messenger RNA, 2019 nt
Organism: Culex quinquefasciatus (southern house mosquito)
Lineage: Eukaryota; Metazoa; Arthropoda; Insecta; Diptera; Culicidae
Gene: Srp54
Product: probable splicing factor, arginine/serine-rich 7
Exons: 3
Coding region: 210-1823 (537 amino acids)
Cellular component (GO): nucleoplasm
Molecular function (GO): RNA binding
Source: RefSeq, a predicted model, not a curated record